Molecule: messenger RNA, 939 nt
Organism: Globicephala melas (long-finned pilot whale)
Lineage: Eukaryota; Metazoa; Chordata; Mammalia; Artiodactyla; Delphinidae
Gene: PRSS48
Product: serine protease 48
Biological process (GO): proteolysis
Molecular function (GO): serine-type endopeptidase activity
Source: RefSeq, a predicted model, not a curated record
AUGGCAGCCGUGAAUCAUCAAGUAGAAGUUAAACCAUGUUCCACGUAUGCUGCUAAAAAAGUUAGGAAAUCUCUGCAGUCAGUGUGUGGACGACCUGUACGCUCAAGCCGUAUUGUGCGUGGUGAGCACUGGCCUUGGCAGGUCGGCCUGCACUUGGGCGAGUCCCACGUCUGUAGAGGUUCCCUCAUCGGUGACAGGUGGAUACUGACAGCAGCACACCGCCUACACAGGCGCUGGAUUCCUUUCUUAUAUACUGUGUGGCUGGGAUCAACUGACAUAGGCCAUUCAAAUACAGGCGUUAAGUAUCAUGUGUUCCGAAUUGUCAUCCAUCCCAAAUACCACGGUACCACGGCAGACACUGCCUUGUUGAGGCUGUUCUCUAGAGUCACCUACAGUUCUUCCAUCCUGCCUAUUUGCUUGUCCAGUGUCAAAAAGCAGUGGACAAUUCCAGACUCUUGCUGGGUGACUGGAUGGGGAAAAGCAGAAGAUGACUACCCUACCAUCCUCCAAGAAGCAGAAAUACCCAUCACUGAACACCAGCAUUGAGAAAUAAUCUACAACCCGGUGGGUUACCUCCUACCACAAACAGAGCCUGUCAUCCAGGAAAGCACGCUUUGUGCUGGUGAUCUUGAGAAAAGAAAGGAUACUUGCCAGGGUGAUUCUGGAGGGCCUCUGUCAUGUCAUAUUGAUGGUAUAUGGAUCCAGAUAGGAUCGUCAAGCUGGGGAACAGGAUGUGGUCUUUCUUUUCCUGGGGUCUACACCAACGUGACCUACUACCAAAAAUGGAUUACGUCCAUUAUCUCAAGAGCUGAGGCCUUGGAUGCCAACAACCUGGACUUAUCUGACUUCUUGCUCCCUACUGUACUGCUGUCUCUGGCUCUCCUGGGACCCUCCUGCGCCUUUGGGCCUAACAUUUUACCGGGAGAGCAGGCAGUGUAG